AAAUAUCUACCUUAUCCAAGACGUGGCGAGGAAAGCACCGCGAGAUAUUUUCCCAGGCAAUGCGAGGAACCAAUGUUUUAGGGUUCUAGCGGGUCUCUCCCACCGGAUCCAAUGGAGGCCGCGGACAGGGCACUGGUAGCGCCAUUGUCCGCCCCAGCCGCGGCGGCAUCGGCAGCAGCGGUCUCCCAGGCGCCCUCCUCCGUCACGUCCAAGCUCGCCGGCAUCGUCCGAUCCAUCACGCAAGGUAACACCGAAGAGAAGACGAGGAUCCUGUGCGAGAAGCUCCAGGACAUCCGCGUCAAGUUCGUGCGCCUCGUCCACCGCCUGGGCCAAUCCGCGGACAAUGGCAUUGCCGCGCAAGUCCUCUACCGCUUCGCCCUCGCGGAGCAGCUCAAGGGCGGCAAGAUGCGCAACAGCACCAGCGGCUACGACAAGGCCUGCGCGGUGGCGAUGGAGGAGGAGGCCUCCUCGCGCGACGAGGAGCUGGAUUUCUGCUGCACCGUCUUGCUCCUGGGCAAAUCCGGGGUGGGCAAGAGCGCCACCGUCAACUCCAUCUUCGGCAAGCCCAUGGCGAGCACCAGCGCCUUCUCCAGCGGCACCAACAAGGUGGAAGUGAUCGAUGGAACCAUGAAGGGGAUCCGGAUGAGAGUGAUCGACACGCCGGGGCUCUCCGCGAGCAUGGCCGACCGGCGCUACAACGAGCGCGUGGUGGCCUCGAUCAAGCGCUGCAUUCGCAGGAACCCACCCGACAUUGUCCUCUACGUGGAUCGCUUGGAUUCCCAGAGCAAGGACGCGGCGCUCAUGCGCUACAUUGGCGAUCGCUUCGGCCCGGCCAUCUGGUUCAACGCGAUCAUCGUCUUGACGCACGGAGCUUCGUCGCCACCCGAUGGACCCGAUGGUUUUCCGCUACGGUAUGAUUCUUACGUUGGCCAGAGAACCCGGAUGUUCCAGCAGACUGUCCGAUCGGCCGUGGGCGAUACCCGGCUGCUCAACCCGGUGACGCUCAUCGAGAACCACCCGGCGUGUCGAACCAACCGAGCCGGCGAGAGAGUUCUUCCAAACGGGAUGGUGUGGCGGCCCGAGCUCCUGUUGCUGUGCUUCUCGGCCCGGAUCCUGGCCGAGGCCAACACGUACCUCAAGCUCCCGGAGAGCAUGCCGCUGACGAGGCUGUGCGAGCGGCGGAGUGGCUCGCCAAUGCCGGUGCUGCUGGCGUCGAUGCUGCAGGCUCGAUCCGAGGUCCAGCAGCCGGACGAGGAGGAGUAUGGCGAGGUGGAUCCGGACGAGGACGAGGAUGGAGAGGCCGAGUUUGAUCAGCUGCCACCUUUCCGCCGGCUGCUCCAGGACGAACUGGACGCUCUGGACGAGGACAACCGGCAGUCGUACUUCGAGGAGCUCGCGCUGCGGGAGAAGCUGUUCAAGCGGAAGCUGUGGAAGACGCAGUGCCGGAGGUGGCGGGAGAUGAAGAACAGGGGCGUGGAGGACGGCGAGGACGAGCAGCAGCAGCACCGCGACAUGGCCCCCGGGAUCUCCCCCGACUUCGCGCUCCCGACGAGCUUCAGCUCGGACGAUCCAAGCCACCGGUACCGCUACGUCGAUGAUGCGUCCUGGAAUGUCCGCCCGGUGCUCGACUCGCGGUGGGAUCACGAGAACGGGUUCAACUCCGCCAACUUGGACAGAUCUUUCCACCUCGCUAAGAACAUCCCAGUGUCAGUCUCGGGACAGAUCGUCAUGGACAAGAAAGAGUACCACGUAACUUUCGAUGGCUCAGCAGCAAUCAAGCACGGACCCAACAGAGUUUCUACCGGAGGGCUCGACAUCCAGACGGUGGGAAGGGACGUUUGCUACAGCCUGUGGGGAGGGACGACGUUCAAGAACCACGAGUGUAACAAGACGCUGGCGGGAAUGGGGGUCACAAUGGUCGGAGAGAACGCGGUGGUCGGAGUGAGACUGGAAGACAAGGUGGUGAUAGGAAAGCGAGCAAAGAUCCUGAUGAGCGGGGCUACUUCACUCACCCGGGGUGACAAAGCUUACGGAGCGAUCAUGGAAGCGACGGUGGUCGGGCCCGACUAUCCCGUGGAUCGAACAAACUGCACGCUGGGAUUGUCAGUCAUGAACUGGACAGCAAAGGAUAUUGCAUAUGGAAUCAACUUACACUCGCAAAUCCACUUGGGUGGAACGGCGAUGGUGGUGCGCGGCAACGCCAACAAUCGAGGAACCGGACAGAUAUCGAUCAAGGUGAAUAGCACUGAUCGGAUCCAGCUAGCUCUGCUUGGACUGCUUCCUGUUAUUCGAUCGCUCUGGAGGAGCCAAAGCAGAUGGUUUCCUCUGGAAUUCGCCUAGGCAGUAGAAGAAGCAAAGUUUGUAGAUCUAACACCGGCUUUUUCACAAAUAAAAGUUGAAAGAUGAAAUGAGGUAAACAGAGCUACCUUAUUAUUUCUCUGGCG
Messenger RNA from Selaginella moellendorffii, 2444 nucleotides. Its product is annotated as translocase of chloroplast 120, chloroplastic. The record is from RefSeq and is a predicted model, not a curated record. The coding region runs from base 112 to 2340 and encodes 742 amino acids. Gene Ontology annotation, cellular component: chloroplast outer membrane. NCBI's taxonomy places the organism in Eukaryota, Viridiplantae, Streptophyta, Lycopodiopsida, Selaginellales, Selaginellaceae. The transcript has a single exon. Gene Ontology annotation, biological process: protein targeting to chloroplast. Gene Ontology annotation, molecular function: GTP binding; GTPase activity.